Molecule: messenger RNA, 2937 nt
Organism: Gadus chalcogrammus (walleye pollock)
Lineage: Eukaryota; Metazoa; Chordata; Actinopteri; Gadiformes; Gadidae
Product: sodium/potassium-transporting ATPase subunit alpha-1
Exons: 20
Biological process (GO): intracellular sodium ion homeostasis; proton transmembrane transport; intracellular potassium ion homeostasis
Cellular component (GO): membrane
Molecular function (GO): P-type sodium:potassium-exchanging transporter activity; ATP hydrolysis activity; ATP binding
Source: RefSeq, a predicted model, not a curated record
ACACCAGAAUGGGUCAAGUUCUGCAGACAGCUGUUCGGAGGCUUCUCCAUGCUGCUGUGGAUCGGAGCUCUGCUGUGUUUCCUGGCCUACGGCAUCCAGGCCGCCUCUGAAGACGAACCCGCCAACGAUAACUUGUACCUGGGCGUGGUGCUCUCAGCCGUGGUCAUCAUCACCGGCUGCUUCUCCUACUACCAGGAGGCCAAGAGCUCCAAGAUCAUGGACUCCUUCAAGAACCUGGUGCCUCAGCAAGCCCUGGUGGUCCGUGACGGAGAGAAGAACUGCAUUAACGCUGUGGAGGUGGUGGUGGGAGACCUGGUGGAGGUCAAGGGUGGAGACAGGAUCCCUGCUGACCUGCGUAUCGUCUCUGCUCACGGCUGCAAGGUGGACAACUCUUCCUUGACCGGAGAGUCUGAGCCCCAGUCGCGCACCCCAGACUUCUCCAACGACAAUCCUCUAGAGACCAAGAACAUUGCCUUCUUCUCCACCAACUGUGUCGAAGGCACCGCCCGUGGCAUCGUGAUCAACACCGGCGACCGGACCGUGAUGGGCCGUAUCGCCUGUCUCGCCUCCUCCCUCGACGGCGGGAAGACGCCCAUCGCCAAGGAGAUCGAGCACUUCAUCCACAUCAUCACGGGUGUGGCCGUGUUCCUGGGCGUGAGCUUCUUCAUCCUCUCCCUCUGCCUGGGGUACGGCUGGCUGGAGGCCGUCAUCUUCCUCAUCGGCAUCAUCGUCGCUAACGUCCCCGAGGGACUUCUGGCUACCGUUACGGUAUGCCUCACCCUGACCGCCAAGCGCAUGGCCAAGAAGAACUGCCUGGUGAAGAACCUUGAGGCUGUGGAGACCCUGGGCUCCACCUCCACCAUCUGCUCCGACAAGACCGGCACCCUGACCCAGAACCGGAUGACCGUGGCCCACAUGUGGUUCGACAACCAGAUCCACGAGGCGGACACCACCGAGAACCAGAGCGGCACCUCCUUCGACCGCAGCUCCGCGUCUUGGGCUGCCCUGGCCCGCAUCGCCGGACUGUGUAACCGCGCGGUCUUCCUGGCGGAGCAGUCCAACGUCCCCAUCCUGAAGAGAGACGUGGCCGGAGAUGCCUCCGAGUCCGCCUUGCUGAAGUGUAUCGAGCUGUGCUGUGGCUCCGUGAAGGGCAUGAGGGAGAAGUACACCAAGCUCUGCGAGAUCCCCUUCAACUCCACCAACAAGUACCAGCUCUCCAUCCAUAAGAACACCACCCCCGGCGAGACCAAGUCCAUCCUGGUGAUGAAGGGCGCCCCGGAGAGGAUCCUGGACCGCUGCUCCACCAUCCUGAUCCAGGGCAAGGAGCAGCCCCUCGACGAGGAGAUGAAGGAGUCCUUCCAGAACGCCUACGAAGAGCUGGGAGGCCUCGGAGAGAGAGUGCUGGGCUUCUGCCAUUACAACCUUCCCGACGAUCAGUUCCCAGAGGGGUUCUCCUUCGACACGGAGGAGGUGAACUUCCCCACGGAGAAGCUGUGCUUCGUAGGCCUCAUGUCCAUGAUCGACCCCCCCAGAGCCGCCGUCCCCGACGCUGUGGGCAAGUGCAGGAGCGCUGGCAUCAAGGUAAUCAUGGUUACCGGUGAUCACCCAAUCACAGCCAAGGCCAUCGCUAAGGGCGUCGGCAUCAUCUCCGAGGGCAACGAGACCGUUGAGGACAUCGCCGCUCGCCUGAAUGUCCCGGUCGCCGAAGUCAACCCCAGAGACGCCAAGGCCUGUGUGAUCCACGGCGGAGAGCUAAAGGAUAUGUCCAGCGAACAGCUGGAUGAAAUCCUGAUGCACCACACCGAGAUCGUGUUCGCCCGGACCUCGCCCCAGCAGAAGCUGAUUAUUGUGGAGGGCUGCCAGAGACAGGGAGCCAUCGUCGCGGUAACUGGUGACGGAGUCAACGACUCCCCGGCCCUGAAGAAGGCCGACAUCGGCGUUGCCAUGGGGAUCGCCGGCUCUGACGUCUCCAAACAGGCGGCCGACAUGAUCCUCCUGGACGACAACUUCGCCUCCAUCGUCACCGGGGUGGAAGAGGGUCGUCUGAUCUUCGACAAUCUCAAGAAGUCCAUCGCCUACACCCUGACCAGCAACAUCCCCGAGAUCUCGCCCUUCCUCCUCUUCAUCAUCGCCAACAUCCCCCUGCCCCUGGGCACGGUCACCAUCCUCUGCAUUGACCUGGGAACAGACAUGGUUCCAGCCAUCUCCCUGGCCUACGAGGCGGCAGAGAGUGACAUCAUGAAGAGACAGCCCCGAAACCCCAAGACAGACAAACUGGUCAACGAGAGGCUCAUCAGCAUCGCCUACGGACAGAUAGGUAUGAUGCAGGCUGUCGCUGGCUUCUUCACCUACUUUGUGAUCCUGGCUGAGAACGGCUUCCUGCCCAUGGACCUGCUGGGAAUCAGGGUCUACUGGGACGACAAGAUGGUCAACGACCUGGAAGACAGCUACGGCCAGCAAUGGACGUACGAACGCAGAAAGAUCGUAGAGUUUACUUGCCACACGGCGUUCUUUGCCAGUAUCGUGGUGGUCCAGUGGGCUGAUCUCAUCAUCUGCAAGACCAGAAGAAACAGCAUCUUACAGCAGGGGAUGAAGAACCGCAUCCUGAUCUUCGGACUGUUCGAGGAGACUGCCCUGGCUGUCUUCCUGUCCUACUGCCCCGGGAUGGACGUAGCACUGAGAAUGUACCCCCUCAAACCCUCAUGGUGGUUCUGCGCCUUCCCCUACUCCCUCCUCAUCUUCGUUUAUGAUGAAGGCAGAAGAUACAUCCUCAGACGAAACCCAGGAGGCUGGGUGGAACAGGAGACUUACUACUAAGUCCCCACAACAUGUUGCCGUACCGAGGAGAGGAACAAGUACUGCAUUAUUUUUGCUACUGCUGUGUUACAAAUCUGUUCCAAACUGUUCCAUCACCAGCAGCACACACACACACACACA